Messenger RNA from Drechmeria coniospora, 1305 nucleotides. Its product is annotated as 26S protease regulatory subunit 6A. Gene Ontology annotation, cellular component: proteasome regulatory particle, base subcomplex. Lineage: Eukaryota; Fungi; Ascomycota; Sordariomycetes; Hypocreales; Ophiocordycipitaceae. The coding region runs from base 1 to 1305 and encodes 434 amino acids. The transcript is spliced from 4 exons. Gene Ontology annotation, biological process: proteasome-mediated ubiquitin-dependent protein catabolic process. The record is from RefSeq and is a predicted model, not a curated record. Gene Ontology annotation, molecular function: ATP hydrolysis activity; proteasome-activating activity; ATP binding.
AUGUCAACGCUCGAGGAGCUUCACGAUCUUGAUCGUCAAGACAAAGAUGCGAAGAACCAAGAUGGCGGUAGCGAUUUGGACCAGAAGAUUGGCCGAGAUGUGGAUGAGGUGAUGAAGGAGAAGGAUAGCGAUGUUCUUGAUGAUGAGAUUCUCGGCCUCAGCACCCAAGACAUCCACACACGGAAGCGACUGUUGGAAAACGAUUCCCGAAUCAUGAAAAGUGAACUGUCCCGACAACUGCCAUAUCUUGUUGGAAAUGUUGUUGAGCUCCUAGACUUGGAUCCUACAGCUGAAUCCUCUGAGGAGGGUGCCAAUAUUGAUUUGGAUGCGACGAGGGUGGGCCGAUCCGCUGUGAUCAAGACUUCUACGAGACAAACGAUAUUCCUACCGCUGAUUGGCCUCGUGGACUCAGACAAGCUCAAACCCGCCGACCUCAUUGGUGUCAACAAGGAUUCCUACCUCAUCCUCGACACCCUACCCGCUGAAUACGACAGCCGUGUCAAAGCCAUGGAGGUAGAUGAGAAACCAACCGAACAGUACACUGAUGUGGGUGGACUUGAUAAGCAGAUCGAAGAGCUGGUAGAGGCAAUUGUAUGGCCGAUGAAAGAAGCCGAUCGUUUCAAGAAGAUUGGCAUUAAGGCCCCCAAAGGGGCUCUGAUGUAUGGCCCGCCUGGUACAGGCAAGACCCUCUUGGCAAGAGCCUGCGCCGCCCAAACGGAUGCCACAUUCUUGAAACUUGCAGGCCCCCAACUCGUGCAAAUGUUUAUCGGCGACGGCGCGAAACUUGUUCGCGAUUGUUUCGCAUUGGCCAAGGAGAAGGCUCCAGCUAUUAUCUUUAUUGACGAGCUGGAUGCUGUUGGCACAAAGAGAUUCGAUAGCGAGAAGAGCGGCGAUCGCGAAGUGCAGCGAACAAUGCUAGAGCUGCUGAACCAAUUGGAUGGCUUUGCAUCAGACGACCGGAUCAAAGUAUUGGCUGCGACUAAUCGAGUCGACGUUUUGGAUCCGGCCCUGCUCCGCUCCGGUCGACUGGAUAGAAAGAUUGAGUUCCCACUCCCGAAUGAGGAAGCUCGAGGUCAGAUUCUCAAAAUUCACUCACGAAAAAUGAAGGUUGAUGCAGGAGUGAACUGGGGCGAGCUUGCUCGAAGUACUGAUGAAUUCGGUGGCGCUAUGCUUAAGGCUGUCUGUGUUGAGGCCGGCAUGAUAGCCCUACGGUCUGGCAAAAAUAAGAUCGGGCACGAACAUUACGUGGACGCAAUUGCCGAAGUGCAGGCGAAGAAGAAAGAUACUGUUAAUUUUUAUGCUUAA